CAUCAAGCGACGCGCCUCUUUCCCCAGGGCCGUCCAAUUCGGCGGGGUUUUGGGCUAACAAUAAUCCAGGGACGAACAAACGUGGGGAACGUGGCUUGGCCAGUUUCUGGAAAGCGUAUAUACCGCGUACCUACCUUACACCCUCUGCACCGGGGAUGCCGCGCAACUUUCCUCAACGGGCAGAGCGACUGCGUAGGGGUGGAUAGGGGGUGGUAGUCCCGGGCCUGACCGAGGAGCAGCAGCCGUGACACGACCACCAUCACCAUCAACGUAAGCAUCCAGUAGCGCACGAUCCGCCGUUAGGGUGACCAGGGUAACGCGAUUCCCUUAUCGCUGCGUAUAAAAGUGGUUUGACGCUUUUCGCAACGCACGUGUUUUAACCAUCUCCAUACACUUUUGCUCAAACAAAAACGAAAAGAAGGACUAAGGGAGCACGGAGCAAAAUAUUAAACAGUAUUGCCGGCUCGUCGGUGGGAAACGUUACCGCACAAAAGCGGCAAUUUGAAGAAUCGCCGUGUGCCGGCGGGGAGGGGUGAGGUCACCGCACACCGUCAACAGGUUAUGGAAGAGUGUUGCGAGAUUGCCGAAUCUGCGCGUCUAAAUCCACACACUUGUCGAUUCAAUUUCUAUUUCAACUAUCAUACUGCGGGUGUUACGUAGACAUAUAGGUAGAUUUUUGUGCAUCGCGACUCAAUGGUCAUAAGUCAUAACGAUACAUAACUUUGAAUGUGUCGUAAAUAAACAGAACUUAAUUUUACCUCGCGAUACGAGAUAGAUUCUGUAGAACCUACAGUUACCACUGGUUUUUGAACGCGCGGGGGUCGUUCGGCCCCUUUUCCGAAAACGUCGGACAGUUAAAUUUUUUCAUGUUAUUUUCUCAUUUGCGUUAAUUUGAUGUUGUAUACCGAGUGUGAAAACGACGAGUAUUGCUAGUAUAAUUGAUAUCGGUAUUCAGAGUGUAAUAAUAUCAUUAACAAUGAGGGAUAAGGAACAAUGUGGUGUAUACUAUGUAUAAUCUGUGUUGCGAUAAUGAAGACUGUAGUCGAUAAAUCAACGUCCGAGCCCCGCGGGUGUGCGAGAGUGAAGGGUUAAAAGGGGGCGAGUGUGUUUCCAUCCAUCUAUGAUGAUAAGGUACUAUAUUCAUUGUGGUCUGUAUUGGGGCAUAGAUUGAAGAGCUGUAUAUAAUAUGCCCCAGGACGUGAUUAAUCGUGGCAUAUCAUUAUAGUGAGUAUACGUAGGCGACGAUGUACGCACAUGGGUAUGAAUACGCAUACUGUUGUGAAAAUAGCGUUUCAUGAUGAUAUUAAUCCUAUGUAAUUUGAUAAGUAAUAAUGAAACAAUGCCGAUCAAUAAAGACCUUUGCCGAGCACUCUAGACGAACUUAACUACCAUCGCAAUCAUGGUCUGUGCUAAGCAUCCACAUCGGCAACCUGGCCUGUAUCGUGUAGGCUAUGAAGGGCCGCGAUUCGGUUUUAAUUGAAGCACAAAAGCGAAUAACGAGGCAUCGAGGCGGGAUCCAAAAGGUCGGGGAUCCACGAGGAAAGGAAAAGAAAGGCUUAGUCCCUGAGCUUAAGGGCGCUAGGUAGUAAAAGGGUGCGGGGUUGGUAUUUUAGAGAAAGAUCCGAAACAGGAUGGCGGUCAAUAGCCCUGACUCUUACGGCAAAUCGCCAAAGAGCAUCCGCCAUUUACCACAGCCACCGCAAGCCUCGGGUCAAAAGAGUCCGACACAAAGGUACUCGGAGUCGACCAACUCAGAAUCGGGGGACUCGAACUCGGCAAAGACAAAGACGACCCGAAUACCCCGCACUUUUGAUCUAUCCACGGAAUAUUACCCACAGGUCGGAAGCGCCAAGUUCGACUGCGAGGAGUUCGGAGCUGCCGGCUCGCCGGCAAACCCGGGAAAAAAUCGCAACGGCGAUAACACCGGAAACUACUUCACUUUCUCCGCCCCGAAAAGUCCCAACAGCCCGGAAAGCCCGAACGCCGGUCCCAGGACUCCAAGGACCCCCAGGACCCCCAAGAGUCCCAGCUGCGAUGGAAGUGUGUUUAGCUCUCCAGGGUUUCCCUCCCCCUCGAACGUCUUCCAGUUCUGUAACGUCAGGAGGAACUUAAACAAGACCAUGUCUUACCCACCAAAGAGCCCCAUCACUCCAACGGUAUCGGGAUCCCCACAGCCCGGGCACAAUCAGUAUUUCAAUUUCAGCCACGCAAAAAGUCAGACCGCCACGAAUGCCAAAAAGCAGUCCGAGUUUUUCGACCGCCGGCGUAGUUCCUGCUUCAAUCUUGGCCCCAAGAGUCCGAGGAGUCCAAGAAGCCCGAGGAGCCCGAUGUCCCCAACGAUCAUUGCCCCGACUGGACUGAGUCGAGGCGAGAGUCCAGUGGAACCGAAGCUGCAGGUAGAAUUUGGCGCGAAGAGUCCCAGGUCACCGGGUCAUGGGCAAACGACCAGGUUCGACUACGACAGUCCUCGCCGUGGAAACCUUCCCUCCGGAGAGUUCAAUCGCAGCCAGGGAUGCCUCGUUGGAAAGGAAACUCUCGUCGACGCCAAACCCGGGAAGACCAUGGCCCGGAGGUCCACGAGUGACCUGACUGACCUGACCGAAGCUGAGACCCAGGUUACCAUGCUUUCAAGUCCCGCCGUUCGACGAAGGGGCUCGAUGAAGGCAGGCUUGGCUUAUCUGGCCUCACGACGCGGUUCAAGGGACAGUCAGGCGUCGAAUUUGUCGAACGUGAGCAACGAGGACGUGGGCCCCCUCAAUUUCACCGCUCACCCUCGAGGGCGACAGCGGAGGACAUCAAAUUUCCUCGAAUUACCCGUACCUGACCACGUUCGGCCGAGAGUUCACAGCCUCCCUGAGAAGGCGUACAACCCUCGUGCAUGCGACGAUCUCUACAGACUGCGAGCCUUCAGCAUCACCCACAAGGGCGUGGUAAAUCGCGGGGACUCCAUUAUCUCGAGGCGUAGCCGGAGCAACACCUCGGUAAACAGCGGCCGAAACAGCAACGUGUCCGUUUCGGGGGAAAGAUCGCCCUUCGACGGAUCCUGCUGUAGCGCCCAAGGCGGAGCGGAGAGCACGGAUAACAGCGACGUGGAGGAAGUGCCCAAAUACCGCGUCGUACUUCUCGGUGAUUCGGGGGUCGGGAAAACUGCCCUCGUCUCUCAGUUUAUGACCAGCGAGUACAUGAACACCUAUGAUGCCAGUCUGGAUGACGAAUUUGGGGAGAAGACGGUCUCCAUUCUACUCGACGAAGAGGAAUCCGAAAUGAUAUUCAUCGAUCAUCCGAACGUGGAGAUGAGCGUGGAAAACUCUUUAUCGACGUACGAGCCACACGCCUGCAUAGUUAUUUACUCGAUAGUAUCACGUGCUAGUUUCGAAGUGGCCGAAGAGAUCCUUAACUAUCUAUGGCGAGAGCAUUUCACCCAGGAACGCGCUGUCAUCGUUGUUGGAAACAAGGCUGACCUGGCCCGAAGCCGGACAAUCACAGCCAACGAGGGUAAGCAGCUUGCUACUUCGAGGGAGUGUAAAUUCAUAGAAACGUCGAGUGGCAUUCAGCACAACGUCGACGAGCUCCUCGUCGGGGUCCUUAAGCAGAUCCGACUGCGGGAGUCCCGGGACAAGAAACUGCGUCGUCAGGGCAGCAAGGGAAAAAUGCUGGUUAAGCUGCACGCGAGCAAAACAGCCCUCAGCCUGAAUCUUGCCCGUGAAAUAUUAAGCAAGAUGUGUAUUAAUGACACGAAGAGCAAGAGCUGCGAGAACCUCCACGUCUUGUGAAGUAUCGCCUAGCUCAACGUAAGCCCAAUUAAGUACACCUACCGAUUCGUUGAAAUCGUUCAAGUUUGAACAGCCGUUAAAAGGUAGGAUUUAACAUUGUUUCCUAAUUUUCGACUUCGGUUAUCGCGAUGAUUGAAAACUGUUAUUUCGAGCAUCAUUAUUCUUGGGCGAAGCUGCAUGGUUUUAUUUACCUUGGAGAAUUGUUGUCGUUGCAGAAAGUGUCCACCAUGCGUACGACGGAGAUUUAAGAAUUCCUAAGCAAGUAAAUAGUUUGUGCAAAAGCUUUGGAUGGAUCGGAAAACGGGCAGCUAAAUAUUCUUCUCCAAAGCUUUUUGCGAUUUGUAAUUUGGUCGCACCUACCAAGUCACCACGUUGUUAACCGUAUUUCCAAACAAUUUCAGUCGAAUCGUGCGCAGCGAAUAUCUCCAAAAAAACAAACACAGGAUUCAUAUUGAUAUUUUGGUAAAUCAAAUUAAAAAGCACUUUUCGACUACCCAAACAUAUAUUUUACCUGGUUGCCAUUGUACGCUUACUUCCGAAGAAACGUCGACUAUCGAAAACAUUCAGGUCCAAAGACUAUAGUUCUUUUUCAUUACACGUGAAAUUUUGGCAUGUACAUACAUGAGCCAUACAUUUCGUAUAUCCUCAUCCCAGGCUCUUCCCUCUCACUCUCUCACCCCAUCCAUGAUUUUCCCAAUGUUUUAUAUCCGAACUUUUUGCGGUGGUUUCAAUAUCACCGAAGCUGUACCACGCAGCUCUCAUGCCUACAAAUACACCCUCGCGAGACGGUAAGUAGGUAUUACGUACUCUGAGCAGUGAGGGGAACUUUUCCCCGCGACAAUGCUUGAUGCAAUAAAAUGUAAUAAAUCGUAACUUCCACACAACUGUAGCGGCGAGUGACGCAAGUGUGUGUACGCACGCUGUAUAUACGUAUAAGCCCCCCCCCCCCCCCCCCGCCGCCUUCCCUCGCCCCCUACCCCUACCAAGUCUUCUUUAAUUUGAAGUAAGUAUAUUGUAUUCGUCUUAUACCCUUGUACAUUAAAGUGAUAUCCACUCCAUCGCACAUUCGCUGAUUGCUAUUUAAUUAAUUCUUGCUCGUUACUCGACGCCGUUCCACCCCCACUCUUGCCAGGCAUCUUUUCGACACUUACACUUGUACCUGCAGACAAUCUUCAAAUUCUCGUCAAUUCAACGCGGCUGAACCGAGGUUCAGGGACUAAAGGCCCUGUUCGAGAUUACGUGUAAUUUCACUGAUUGUAAGCAAAAAUUAGUCCGUGAUAUGACUUGUAUGAUAUAACGAUCAGUAACGGGAAUAAUUGUCAUUAUACCGGUAUCAAAUUUACGACAUGCAAAUAUUUUGUCUAAGCUCUUGUACUGUCUUACAACGCAGCUUUGCGUAUCGUCAUUUAGUUUUUCUAUUUCCUUAAUAAUCUGUCUAUUUUUAAUUAGGAACUAACAAACUUUCCUCGAUUUAAACAUCACAAUACUGCCUUCUCUCGAAAUAUAAAAAUUAAGUCUCGUGACCUCUUGCGUUGGACGUUGGAUGACAAGAUAUAUUUAAUCGUUUACGGUCAAUCCUCUAAGUGUAUAAAUAUUUAUUCAUAAUAUUCAUCAACAUUACGCAGGUAUUUGUAGUGCAUCAUCCUAAGACAAACGAGUCCGGGUAUCAUACCUUGCGUCAAGAGUUCAUUACAAUCAUUACAGUUUAUUAAUCACAACUAUUUUAUAUACCAAUAAUUAAUGAUAUUUCAUUUAAGGAACCAACGAUGAAAUCGCGUGACGAAAUCGUAGAUUGUAUGCGUAUUGAAACGAACGGCAAUUUGCCACCUAAUCGUAAGUCUGUCUCAAUGUUCGACGUUUCGUUUAUCGACCAGUGUCAUCGGUUACUCGUUUCUGAUAUAUCGAUGCCCAUGCCAUGUACCGACGAAACAUACCUCAUACAUAUAUAAUACCUAUAUCCAUGCAUACCUACAUGGCUGGUGUAAUACUCCGUCGAGUUUAUAAUGAGUUUCUUGAAUCAUCAACGGUAUUGAAAAAUAAGUCUCGCUGCGUGUAUAGAUACAAUGAUUCGUGUAAAGUAGACGUCUAAAAGCGCACCGCACACCUUAUACACUUGUAACCUAUUACUCAAAUCAUGUGUAAGGUACGCCUUUAAGAUUGAAUAUUAAAUGCAAUCGUAAAUGUAACGGGUGAGAUUAAGUUUUAGUAAGUGGUUCGCUUCAUUCCCUGGUGAAAAUUGUUUUUCUUGAAACCAAUUACUUUUCAGAACUUUUUAUUACACAACUUCGGUAAAUUUUCUGCUUGAAAAUAUCUUAUAAAUCCGGAAUUUUAUUCUGUGUGUAUUUCUGAACGAAAAAAAUCUCGUUUCAAAACAUUUCCGCAACGUUUCGUGCGAUUUUCUUUCCAAACGUCAAAUUGCUUUUUUCUCUUCAAACCGUUGAAUUUUUCCAUUACCUGCAAAAUCCUCGUUUAUCAUAACUUGAUUACAAUUCGCCAAUAAGUUUCUAAUCCACCAAUAAUACUAUACGUCGAUGUUUUAAAUGGUAAUACUGGCGAAAUUACAGAACAACAUUUCACUGGGGGUUUUUAUCUAUGCAAGGAAAGAAAGCUGCUUACCUCCCUUACAGGCUGCGGCGUUAAGCCAAUGUAGGGAUUUGAUUAGGUAAGAAUGUAUGUAGUAACGAUUGAAACUGCGUAGAAAAUUCCGAAAAUUGAAUCGAUCUAUAAUGCUCGUACAAUGAUCUCGUCUGUCAGCUCUUUGUUAUUUUCCAAAGUGCAAAGCCGAAGAGCAACGUCCGUUACGCGGUUUGUCAUUUAAUUAUUUCACUUCAUGAAAACGAGACGACAAAAUGUUCACGAUUCCAUGUGGGCAGGGACAAAUCGUAAGGCAUUCUAUCUACCUUUCGCUGCGUAGGUAAUAACACGGGCGUAUGCAGGUUUAUUUUCGUCACUCUGUUAAACGGUUUAAUACUGUUACCUGUGAUUUCGUUUAAUUGUAUUCAUA
Molecule: messenger RNA, 6777 nt
Organism: Neodiprion virginianus
Lineage: Eukaryota; Metazoa; Arthropoda; Insecta; Hymenoptera; Diprionidae
Exons: 8
Coding region: 1632-3773 (713 amino acids)
Cellular component (GO): plasma membrane
Molecular function (GO): calcium channel regulator activity; GTP binding; GTPase activity
Source: RefSeq, a predicted model, not a curated record